GACACCUUUUCUGUUCAGUGAAAUAUUGGAUCACACAAAUCACUCAUUUUUUCAUUAUUUGAAGUUAUUGUCUGAUUGUCUUUCCGUGAAACGCUGUAACACGGACCAAUGAGAGCAGACCUUGAUGUGAGUUUCAUUCUUCACACACAGACAAAUGUUGUGGCUACAAAGUGCUCUCCCCCUCACUGGGAUUCUCCUCUUAGUACAGAGGAUCACUGCUCAGCAGAUCCCGCAGCAGUACCACCUGAUGGACGGCUCCCGGACCUGGUCGGAUGCUCGGAGCUUCUGCAGAGUGAAGUACACCGACCUGGCCACCGUGAACAACAUGGACGACGGGAGGCGGCUGGUGGACGCGCUGGGCAGCCGCGUGACCCACACCUGGAUCGGGCUUCGCAGAGCAGGCGGCGACAGGUGGAUGUGGUCCGAUGGCAGCGGCACGGCGCACUUCACCAAGUGGCUCGACGGAGAACCAAACAAUUCGGGAGGGGACGAGCAGUGCGGAGAGUUUGACGUGACGUGGAACGACGUGUCGUGUGAAGUGAAGAGCAACUUUGUGUGUUAUGAACGUCGAGAGGAUGGCAAGGAGCGGUUUGUGUAUUACUCAGAGAAGAGGUCCUGGGUCGACAGUCUGGAGCUGUGCAGAAGUAAGCACCACGACUUGGCCUACGUCAGGACCGAGGAGGCCAAUUCAGAGAUCGCCAAUUUGGCCAGAACAUGGACAGGCCUUUUGUGGCUUCCUAACAAAGUGUGGAUGGGUUUGUUCCGAGACAACUGGAUGUGGUCGGACGGAAGCGACACCUCCUUCAGGUCCUGGCUGAAAGGCUCGGAUCAUCGUGGAGACUGUGCCUCUGUGGCGGUGGCCCGGCAGGGACACUGGGUCCGAGCUGAGUGUGACCAGAGGACCUCGUUCGUCUGUCAGGGCGGUCUCAAAGUGAAGAAGACGCUCGUCAGGAUGAAGCUGCGCUCCGAUGUGGAUCUGACUGAAUCCAGAAUCAGUGACACUCUUUUAAAAAAGUUGGAAACCGGCCUGAGGCUGCUGAGCGUGACGGAUUUUAACCUCAGCUGGCGACGGGACGACGGCGGACUCGUCUUCCACCGUCAGACGCAGUUGGUCGUCGCCAAGGCAACGGGAUGUUAAAUAUGGCGCUCAUCACGUCAGAGGACCUGGACACAAACUCAUCACAGACCACAACCCACAAACUGUACAUGUGCACUGGCUGCGUCCUCAGGCCACCUACUGUACAACCACACAGCAUAUAUCACUUUGAAGUUAUAUUUGUUAUUCUGACUGUACUAUUCUGAAUGUCUUAUGUACAUGCCGUAUACACAAAGUAUGUAC
Scophthalmus maximus (turbot) is the source of this 1339-nucleotide messenger RNA. RefSeq names its product macrophage mannose receptor 1-like. The record is from RefSeq and is a predicted model, not a curated record. Bases 155 to 1138 code for a protein of 327 amino acids. Lineage: Eukaryota; Metazoa; Chordata; Actinopteri; Pleuronectiformes; Scophthalmidae. The transcript is spliced from 7 exons.